AACAAAUAUUCUUAUUUUGUAUUUUUAAAAACAACAUCUAAAUAUGGAUCCCGAAGAAAAAUAAUUAAUUGGUUCAAUACUAAGUGGUAUGUGAAUAUAAUGAUAGUGUGUUAGAUGAAAGCGAAGUGUAAAUGUACGAAAGGAAAUAGCCUCGAAAAAAGAGUAAAUUAUCACUGAACGCCAAAGAGUUUUAACCUACUUUGAUUAAUUCCAUUGAAUAAAUUGAAAUUCUUGGAGAAAAUUAUGGGAAUGACACUAUGACUUACAAUUCUACGAACACAUAACCUUAUAUGUACAUAUUCUAAUUUUACAUGUUAGAAUUAACGAAAGACAAAAAGAGAAGAAACCCUCUAUAAAAAUUCAUCAUGAUUUGAAGUAACUAUAAUUUUCCCCUAAAAAACACUAAACUAUGCAACCUAUAACGGAAGUUUAAACCUUCUUUUUGACAUUUAAUAGCCAUCCAACUCUGUAAGAAGAUAAUUAAGUUCAGCUAUAAUUGAGGCAAGAUGAUUACCAAUUUAGAAUGAGUCUGGUACCUCAUUUAAAUAUAUGUUAGGAAUAAAUAUGUGGUAAUUAGAAUGCAUCAAGAAAUCUGUAAAAGAUUUUUGACAAUGGUACUCCAUUAUAAAGAGGGAUGAUCUUCGAGACGAUUGAAAAAAAUUUAAUUAAGACUUCAAAAGAUUUAUUUGGAAAUUAUUUGGUUUAAAAAGUAUAUUUGUCAGGUAUUGUAACAAAAUUAUUGAUUUAGGUGAAAAAUAGUGGAAGUUCAGUUUAUUUUAUCAAUUGAAAGGUCAUAUUGUUGAAUUAUCGAAGAAUCAAUAUGCUUCAAGAGUGAUCAAUAGAAUGAUAGAAUUUUUAAAAGAUGAAGACUAUCAUUUUUAAACCGAAUUUAUGGAUGAGAUAAAAUACUAAGUCCGACAGCUAAUAAAUGACAACAAUGGUUGUUUUGUAUUGUUGAGUUGUUUGGAGAAUUUCGACUACAAACUGUGUGAAUAUAUGAAGAAACACAUAGAGUAAUCGGUGUAUUCGAUGUCAUAACACACCUAUGGAUGUCGGAUCAUAUAAUUUAUGCUUCAGAAACAACUCAAUUAAUCAUUAUUGGAUUAGAUUAUGGAUGUGUCCUAAUAGCUAUGUAUAUGCGAAUUCGGUAACUACAUAAUUUAGUUCAUAUUGAAGAGUAAUUUUAAAUAGCAGAAAAUGGAACUGUUCAGGAUUAUUAAGAGUAAUUUCCAAACACUAUGUUACAACAAAUACGGGAGCAACGUCGUUGAAGUUUUCCUCGAAGUCAUCGAAUAGGAAGACGUGAAAUUCGUUACCAAUAUUAUGUUGACUGCAGAUCAGGAGAGCAAGUAAAAAUGUAGUGUUACAUUGUAGUUAUUUGUUUGUUGCCUUUGCUACUCAUCCUUUUGGGAAUUAUGUCUUCAAAAAAUACCUAUAGUUAGAUUAGCAAUGUAUCCUUCCAGUUCUUGGAAUAAUGAAGAGAUAUCCCGAAUUACUAUAAUAAAUCAAUACUUCUGAAUAUGGGUAGAAGAUAUUCUCGGUUGUAGAACGAUCCAUUCAAUUUGUAUGAAUAAAAUGUUUGUGAAUUGUAUUAAGUUUGUAUUAUGCAGUAUAUUAAUAUCAAUGAAAUAGUAUACACUUCCACAUUAAAUUGUUCAUCAUUACUCUCCAUUUCGAUCAAAUGCUGAAAAAACAGUCAUUUAGGACGGCGAAAAUACUUUUCUGAUCGACCCUCAAUAUCAAUACUUGAGCAUAAGUAAAUGCAUUCUAUUAAAUUAAGUUGGAUAAGGAUCGUAUGGAGUGGUUUUUGCUGCCAAAGACACUAAAAAGGAUUCAGGAAGAGACUUAGUUGCAAUCAAGAAGAUAGUUAAGGCAUUUGAAUAAAGGCUCUUUGCAAAAAGAACACUCAGAGAAUUAAGACUUUAAAGGUUAUUCAGCCAUGAAAAUGUAUCAUUCUCAUCUAUCUGUGCAGGUGAUAUCUAUUGAGAAAAUAAUGCUUCCAAAGUCCAGAGAAGAAUUUGACGAUAUGUAUAGAAAACCUGGUAGAUUUUAGAUACAUAGUCUAAGAAUUAAUGGAAACAGAUCUGUCUACAAUCAUUAGAUAAUAAACCCAAUUGGACUAAGAAUAAAUCUGCUUCCUCUUAUAUCAAUUAUUGAGAGGGUUGAAAUAUAUUCAUUCAGCCAAUGUAGUUCAUCGAGAUUUGAAGCCCAAAAAUUUAUUGAUAAAUGGAAACUGUGACUUGAAAAUAUGUGAUUUUGGACUAGCCAGAGCCCUCGAUCCUCAAAUCAAAGUAUUCAAACCAAAUUCCAAAUUUAGCUUAAACCAAAAGUCUAUAGUCCCUAUGUUUAAACCAGAUGGUACCGAGCUCCUGAAUUGCUUCUCUAAUGGAGAGAUUAUAAUUAAAGCAUUGAUAUGUGGUCAGUGGGUUGUAUAUUUGCCGAGAUGCUGAGGAAGAAAAUCUUCCUCCCAGGAGCUUCAGCCAAAAAUUAAAUUGAAUUAAUUUUUGAUGUGCUGGGAUCUCCCAAUGAAUAAGUAUUACAAAUGGCUCCCAAAUCCCCCCUCUCCAUCAGCGUCAAUCAAAUGCAAAAAAAGAGAGGCAGGGAUUUUGAGAAACUGUUCCCGAAUGGAUCCAAAGAAGCCAUUGAUCUAUUGCGACAACUCUUCGAAUAUGACCCAACCAAAAGAAUAACUGCAGAACAGGCUUUAAAACACCCCUAUCUGUCCAAAUACCAUAUUCCUGAAGAUGAAGUACUUAUUUAAUCGACAUAGCCCAUAGCUGUUCCUGUGAGAUACUUAGACUUUGAAUUUGAAGAGUAUAAUCUGACUAUUGAAUAGUGGAAAGGUAUGUGUCAUACCUUAUAUUGCAGAUUGCAUUUAUGAGGAGAUUCUACUCUACCAUUAUCCUGAGUUCUCAAAGGAUUACGAAUCAAACAUUAAAAAAGGGUAUUCAAUAAUGAAGCACAUUGUUAACAAUGACAAUGCUAAGUAACUGGAUUAAAUACAGGAUGAAGAUGAGGAGGAUGAAGAGGAUGAUGUACCACAAAAUUAAUAAAUAUAAUGA
This is a messenger RNA of Paramecium octaurelia, 3062 nucleotides long. NCBI's taxonomy places the organism in Eukaryota, Ciliophora, Oligohymenophorea, Peniculida, Parameciidae. The record is from the annotation of a GenBank genome assembly.